AUGGCACGCCCCUUCCCGUUGAUGCUGCUGCUGUUACUGGCGGGCUGCACCGCGCGCCCCGCGCCCCCCGCCGGCUCCAGGGGCGUCCCCCCGCCCAGGGCCCCGCGACAUUCGGACGGGACCCUGACGAGCGAGCUGAGCCGCCUGCGGGACCGCGCGCGGCUGCAGCGGCUGCUGCAGGGCUUGCUGGGCAAGCGCAGCCAGCAGGACCCCACGGACGACCCCGCUUCCUGGCCCAGGCCCUGGACGGGCCGGCUCUGUCCGAUGUGGCCGCUCCACCCGCCUGCGAGCCCGGAGGGCCCCGGGCGUCCCCUGCACCCCGCCCUGCCGCGCCCUGGGCAGAGGUGUGGGGUCCAAGCUUCAGAGCCAGUGAAUGAAAAGACCCAAGCCACGCGGUCCCAGGAAUGAUGACCUUGGAGGAGGAAGGACCCCAACCCAACCGGAUACAGGGGGUGGUGGGAAGGGUUGUGUUUGGCAUCAAUAAAGGCACGGCUGAACCCCUGGCCCUGAGCACCUGUGGCUGCGUGUGGGGCAGGCACGGGCCUGCAGGGUAGUGCCCACAAACUGUCCUUUAUCUCUGGGUGGCCAUCGCUGGCUCAUUCUCCAGGUACCCUCCCAUCACCCUCUGAUCACCCAGACCAGCCCCACCCUGGACACCCCAACUCCUGCCCCCAGGGUCAGGAGGCAGUGUGGGCAGAGAGGAGGGGUCACCCAGGUCUGUUUGGGGCUGGCCUGGACCGGCUGGGGUUGCAGGUGGCCAGGGGCACCUUGAGGGCUG
This is a messenger RNA of Ochotona princeps (American pika), 778 nucleotides long. RefSeq names its product secretin. NCBI's taxonomy places the organism in Eukaryota, Metazoa, Chordata, Mammalia, Lagomorpha, Ochotonidae. The record is from RefSeq and is a predicted model, not a curated record. Gene Ontology annotation, molecular function: hormone activity. The coding region runs from base 1 to 408 and encodes 135 amino acids. The transcript is spliced from 3 exons. Gene Ontology annotation, cellular component: extracellular region. Gene Ontology annotation, biological process: brain development; negative regulation of gastrin-induced gastric acid secretion; positive regulation of somatostatin secretion.